This is a messenger RNA of Eurytemora carolleeae, 1136 nucleotides long. Its product is annotated as neuropeptides capa receptor. Gene Ontology annotation, cellular component: plasma membrane. Gene Ontology annotation, biological process: neuropeptide signaling pathway. Gene Ontology annotation, molecular function: neuromedin U receptor activity. Lineage: Eukaryota; Metazoa; Arthropoda; Copepoda; Calanoida; Temoridae. The record is from RefSeq and is a predicted model, not a curated record.
AUGCUAAGUCCAACACUAAAGAAUCUGAGCUUUCAAGUUUUAAUCCCAAUAACUGUAAUCUACUCGUUCAUAUUUCUGACUGGGGUUGCAGGAAAUCUGUGUGUAUGCCUGGUAAUUAUCCGGCAUAAAUCCCUGCACACAGCUACCAACUACUAUCUGUUCUCCCUGGCUCUAGCAGAUCUUGUCAUUCUUGUUUUAGGUCUACCCUAUGAGUUGACCAGCUACUGGCAGCAGUAUCCCUGGGUGUUUGGAGAACCUCUCUGUAAGAUCCGGGCACUCAUAUCUGAGAUGACGAGUUACGCAUCGGUGUUAACGAUAGUUGCUUUCUCUAUGGAGAGAUAUCUAGCGAUCUGUCAUCCUCUUUACCAGGACUACCCUCUUCACCAGCUAUCAUCAGUUGUAUUCUUUCUCUUCCCCCUCUGUGUACUAAUGUUCCUCUAUAUUAGGAUGGGUUUGAGUUUACACGAGACAAGUUUAGCGCGGACCCGGGAUUCCAGGGUCCAUGGGGCCACUACACUUAACAGGUCUAAGGAUAUGGUGCUCAGGAUGCUAGUUGCAGUGGUGGUUGCGUUUUUCCUUUGCUGGGCCCCGUUCCACGCUCAACGUCUUGGUUAUGUUUAUUUUAAACAUACAAGGACCUUCGGUCUGGUGAACGAAUAUCUGUUCUAUAUUUCGGGGUUUUUCUACUACUUUAGCGCGACAGUGAAUCCAGUUCUUUACAAUGUGAUGAGUCUGAAGUAUAGGCACGCAUUUAAAGCAACUCUAUGUGGAACCCCCAACACCACAGGAGUGUCUAGAACCUACACAUUCCGGUCAACUUUGAAUAGAACCCUGGACACAGACGCAAACAUUGAGAUGUCCUCAUUCAAUCCUUCAAAUAGAACUUCACUAAGUGGCAUGAGACUUUUAGAUAAUAAAAGCUUCCGAUCGUUUACAGGAGGACAAGAUCAGAAGGAAGGGGACAAGUAUAAGAGGAAAGGAAGAGGGGAGAUGGAUAUGUCCUGUCAUGUUAUCCAGGAAGAAGAACCAAGUAGCUCAACUAGAACAAAAUUGAUGAUUUGUUCAAACUCUGAGUUGGAUAAUAACUGCCUCAUCUCAACUAGAAAAGGUAAAACAUAAAUUUUGGCAAAUGAAGC